Molecule: messenger RNA, 300 nt
Organism: Geodia barretti
Lineage: Eukaryota; Metazoa; Porifera; Demospongiae; Tetractinellida; Geodiidae
Source: the annotation of a GenBank genome assembly
AUGGCGGAAAACAACAGUGGCGGCGGGUUUGCGCUCGGCGUCAUACUCGGUGGGUUAGUUGGAGCAUUGGUGGCGUUAUUACUGGCGCCGAAGAAGGGUUCGGAGACACGCAGCGAUCUGCUGGAACGCAGCAUUGCGAUGCGCGCUCGCGCAGAGGAGAUUGCGGCGCAGGCUAGAACACAGGCGAAGGAGCGCGUCACUCCGAUGGUGGAACAGGUUAGCGCCCGCAUCAGCCGCAACAACGACGGCGGCGAAGAUACUUCGACCGCCGACGAGCAAGCAAGGCAAGAAAACGCCUAA